Messenger RNA from Rangifer tarandus platyrhynchus (Svalbard reindeer), 897 nucleotides. Lineage: Eukaryota; Metazoa; Chordata; Mammalia; Artiodactyla; Cervidae. The record is from the annotation of a GenBank genome assembly.
AUGACCCUUCCUUCGCGAGAAUUUCAGGACAAACUCAAACUUGGCAAUGCCCCUCGGAGAGAGGGCACACUUGCGGAAAAUGAGCCAACCCGACACUUGUGGAAAAGGAACUGGGGGGCUCCCAAAGCUCCGGAGAAGAAGCGCGGCCCUCCAGAGGAGGGGGUCCUGGGGACACCCCACCCAUACCCCAAGGAUAAGGACCGAGAACACGUGGGGCGACAUGAGCAGAGAAGGGGUGUCCCGGGCAGGCAGCCUGGGUCUGGCACGGCGGCCGGAAAAACGAGGACGGAGCUACCGACGGGGCAGGGAACCGAGCCCUCGGAGCCCCGAGGGGGAAGGCAAAGGGCGCGGGCAGAGGGGCAAGGCCACGAGGAGGGCGGGUCUCCCUGGGCGCGGGGCACGCGCCGGACCAGCGCGGCGGGACCCGGGCAGCGGAGGACCCCGACACCCGGGGAGAGGCCGCGGACCUGCCUCCGGGGGCCGCGAGGAACCCGGAGCGGCCGCGCCCGGAGGAGCCCUGGUGACCCCGCGGGGCCGCCCGGACCGGACCCGCCCCGCGGCGCCUCCCUCCUGCCCCUUUCCCUCCCUCCACCCGCGCGGCCCGUUAUCCCACGGCCGCCGCACUUACCAGCGGCUGCACCUCAGCCCGCCGCCGCCUCAGCUGCUGCCUGCGCCUCCGCAGCCGCAGCCGCCGCCGCCGCCGCCUCGCUGCUGAGGCCGAGUCCCGGGGGAGCCGCCGCGUCCCGCCGCCGCCGCCGCUGCCGCCGCCGCCAAAGCCGAACACCCCAAAAUGGCGGCACUUCCGGCACCUACCACCGGCGGGGAGGGCCGACGCGGAGAGGGGAGGGCGGCUCGGGGGAACGUACCACCGCGGUGCCGCCCGCAGCGCGGAGCUGA